Molecule: messenger RNA, 704 nt
Organism: Folsomia candida
Lineage: Eukaryota; Metazoa; Arthropoda; Collembola; Entomobryomorpha; Isotomidae
Exons: 2
Coding region: 97-453 (118 amino acids)
Source: RefSeq, a predicted model, not a curated record
GCUUCGUACCCAUAAAUACCUUCACAUUGUUAUCAUUUGGAUCAUUAGAAUUUGAGUCUUGACCAGUUGGCCAUUUCAAAAUUAUUCGAAAUCAAAAUGCCUCAUCUUCAUAACAUUAAUCUCUCGUUCGUGGUGUGUUUGAUCGUUGCGAUCGUGAGUAUUGAACAAUGUCACGGAAAAUCAGUUAAAAUUUCGCCUGAGACUUUGCCCAAAGUCCAAGAAACUUCGAAUGUGGAGGAAUUAAAACUUGACGACGUACAAGAAGAACCAUCACUUGCGUCCCCUCUGACUAGAGUGCGACGAGGGGGAGGUUACGGCUAUGGGUACAAUAAUUACGGAGGUUAUGGGGGAGGAUCUUGGACGGCUUAUUGUUGCAAUUACGGAUACGGAAUCUCUCCUGGGUGCAAGUACAAUGGAUUUUGGAACGCAAGAAAUAACCCGUACUGUUAUUAAAUGAAUUUAAGGGAGGUGUCGUACUAUAAAUAUUAUGUCAUUAUUCUCUAAGGUAGACAAUUUUAUUGUUAGUAUUAUGUAACUUAAGUUGGGACGAUGUCUUGUGACCAGUGCUAAGCGACCUGUAAUUAAGAAUUUUGUAUGUCUACUAAUUAAUAUAUUGAAUAAGUCAUGUAAUGAGAAAUCAAUUUGUACAACCGUUUAUUUAUUAUCAAAUAAACAUACUCUUGGAUGGCUAUAAUAUAAUUUUA